Molecule: messenger RNA, 2701 nt
Organism: Mercurialis annua (annual mercury)
Lineage: Eukaryota; Viridiplantae; Streptophyta; Magnoliopsida; Malpighiales; Euphorbiaceae
Product: exocyst complex component SEC15A
Exons: 2
Coding region: 164-2533 (789 amino acids)
Biological process (GO): Golgi to plasma membrane transport; intracellular protein transport; exocytosis
Cellular component (GO): exocyst; membrane
Source: RefSeq, a predicted model, not a curated record
UAAUUCAUCUUUUUUCCCUUGACAAGAUGUUGUUUGUUGCGCAUCUUUCGGCUGGAAAACAAAAUAAAAGGAAGACAAAGCAGAAAGAAGUGAAAGAGAAUGGGAAUGAUUCGAUUUAAACAAAGCAGUGAAGAACAAUCUGUUAUUUGAAAAGGCUCAAGCUAUGGAUGCAAAACCCAAGAGAAGGGCUGUUGUAGAGAACGGGGAUGGCGGAGAGGAUUUAGUCCUCGCAACUCUCAUCGGAAAUGGCGAUGAUUUGGGUCCCAUCGUCAGGCAUGUUUUUGAAACGGGGCGCCCUGAGUCCCUCCUUCACCAGCUCAGGAGUGUUGUCAAAAAGAAGGAAGCUGAGAUCGAGGACCUCUGCAAGAGCCAUUAUGAGGAAUUCAUUCUUGCUGUUGAUGAGCUUCGUGGUGUGUUGGUUGAUGCCGAAGAGUUGAAAAGUGAGCUUGCAAGUGAUAAUUUUCGCUUGCAAGAAGUUGGAACUGCGCUUUUGGUAAAACUUGAACAGCUUCUUGAAUCUUAUUCAAUCAAGAAGAAUGUCACUCAAGCUAUUAAAAUGUCGAAGAUUUGUCUUCAAGUUUUACAACUUUGCGCUAAAUGUAACAACCACAUGGCUGAAGGUCAAUUUUACCCUGCAUUGAAAACACUCGAUCUAAUUGAGACGAAUUACAUGCACAACAUUCCUCUCAAGACACUUAGAAUGACGAUCGAGAAGACAAUUCCAGUCAUAAAAUCACAUAUAGAGAAGAAAGUGAGCAGUCAGUUUAAUGAAUGGCUAGUUCAUGUUAGAAGUUCUGCCAAGGAUAUAGGGCAAACAGCGAUAGGCCAUUCUGCCUCAGCUCGACAAAGGGACGAGGAGAUGUUGGAACAUCAGAGGAAAGCAGAGGAACAAAAUGUUUCAGGGUUAGGAGAUUUUGUGUAUACUUUAGAUGUUGAGGAACUCGAUGAAGACUCUCUUUUGAAGUUUGAUCUUACUCCUCUUUAUCGGGCACAUCAUAUCCAUGCAUGCCUAGGAAUUCAAGACCAGUUUCGUGCAUAUUACUAUAGGAAUCGGCUAUUGCAGCUUAAUUCAGAUCUGCAAAUCUCCUCCUCUCAACCAUUUAUUGAAUCUUAUCAAACAUUUUUGGCUCAGGUCGCAGGGUAUUUUAUAGUGGAAGAUCGGGUGUUAAGGACUGGUGGCGGUCUUUUGUCAACUGAUCAGGUUGAGACAAUGUGGGAAACUGCAUUAAAUAAAAUAACAUCAGUUGUGGAGGAACAAUUUUCUCAUAUGGAUUCUGCUACCCAUCUUCUUUUGGUCAAGGAUUACAUUACUCUUCUUGGGGCAACACUAAAACAAUUUGGGUAUGAUGUGGGUCAACUUCUCGAGGCACUUGACAGUAGCCGGGAUAAGUACCAUAAGCUUCUUUUGGGCGAGUGUCGGGAGCAAAUUGUUAAUGCGCUCGCCAAUGAUACCUACGAGCAGAUGGUAAUGAAAAAGGAUACUGAUUAUGACAAUACUGUUUUGUCGUUCCAUCUCCAAAACACAGAUAUUAUGCCAGCUUUCCCAUACAUUGCACCAUUUUCAUCCAUGGUACCGGAUACUUGCCGCAUUGUUAGGUCAUUCAUCAAAGGGUCUGUUGAUUACUUGUCUUACGGGACACAUACUAAUUUCUAUAAUGUUAUGAAGGGCUAUUUGGAUAAGCUCUUAAUUGAUGUUCUGAAUGAAGCUAUUUUAAACAUUAUCCAUAGCAGUGCUAUUGGCGUCUCUCAAGCCAUGCAGAUUGCUGCAAACAUAUCUGUUCUUGAAAGGGCUUGUGAUUUUUUUGUUCGACAUGCAGCCCAGCUAUGUGGGAUCCCAGUCCGGUCAGUUGAGAGACCUCAGGCAGUUUUAACUGCCAAGGUGGUUCUGAAAACUUCCAGGGAUGCAGCCUACAUUGCUCUGCUGAAUUUGGUUAACAAAAAGUUGGACGAGUUUAUGGCACUUACAGAAAAUGUCAAUUGGACUUCCGAGGAGACAUCGCAAAUUGGGCAUGAGUAUAUGAAUGAGGUGGUAAUAUACCUCGACACGCUUAUUUCAACAGCGCAGCAGAUUUUACCAUUUGAUGCUCUAUACAAGGUCGGAAGUGGGGCUCUGGAGCAUAUUUCUAAUUCCAUUGUUGCUGCGUUUCUGAGUGAUAGUGUGAAGAGAUACAAUGCCAAUGCAGUGUCAGCUCUUCACAAUGAUCUAACAAAUUUAGACAACUUUGCGGAUGAAAGGUUUCACAGCACCGGUCUUGCUGAACUAUACAGAGAAGGCAGUUUUAGAGGGUGCUUGAUAGAAGCAAGACAAUUGAUUAACCUCUUAAAUAGCAGUCAACCAGAAAACUUCAUGAAUCCUGUGAUAAGGGAGAGAAACUACAAUACUCUGGAUCAUAAGAAAGUGGCCGUCGUUGUUGAUAAGUUUAAGGAUACGCCUGAUGGAAUCUUUGGUAGCCUUUCGAACAGAAAUACGAAGCAAAGCGCACGGAAGAAAUCGAUGGAUGCACUGAGGAGAAGAUUGAAGGAGUUAAACUAAUCUUGUGUUUUUGAGGUUCAUAUCUCGCACUCUCUGUUAAUCAUGUUUUUCAUUUACCGAUUUUACGAAUUGAAUGUCAUUUUACUUGUGCAUACAUUUUGAUGGAUUUGGUAUUGGGCAUUUUGACUUGGUUGUUAUGAAUCAAAAGUAGAAAAGUUGAUAUUAUAA